Messenger RNA from Labrus mixtus (cuckoo wrasse), 1893 nucleotides. RefSeq names its product T-box transcription factor 16 (gene tbx16). Gene Ontology annotation, molecular function: DNA-binding transcription factor activity, RNA polymerase II-specific; RNA polymerase II cis-regulatory region sequence-specific DNA binding. The transcript is spliced from 9 exons. Gene Ontology annotation, biological process: cell fate specification; positive regulation of DNA-templated transcription; heart morphogenesis. The record is from RefSeq and is a predicted model, not a curated record. Gene Ontology annotation, cellular component: nucleus. Bases 1 to 1443 code for a protein of 480 amino acids. NCBI's taxonomy places the organism in Eukaryota, Metazoa, Chordata, Actinopteri, Labriformes, Labridae.
AUGAAGCAGGAAUACCAGGAGAAGAAGAAUCAAAUUCACUGUAAGCUUAAUCGGUCUUGUUCCCUUCUAGACUUGAAGCCAAACUUCAGCGGCCCUCCUCCUGCUGGACCCGACCCUUAUCUCCAGGGUAACAUCAGGUUGACUCUGGAGGACCCUGACCUCUGGAAGACCUUCCAUGGAAUAGGAACAGAGAUGAUAAUCACCAAACCGGGCAGGAGGAUGUUCCCACACUGUAAAGUGAAUCUCUCCGGCCUCAUCCCAUGUGCAAAGUAUAUCUUACUGGUGGACAUGGUGCCUGAGGAUGGCUUCAGGUACAAGUGGAAUAAAGAGAAAUGGGAGGUGGCAGGGAAAGCGGAGCCACAGCCUCCCUGUAGGACCUACCUCCACCCGGACUCUCCGGCCCCGGGGAGCCACUGGAUGAAGCAGUCGGUGUCCUUCCUCAAGCUGAAGCUCACCAACAACACACUGGACCAGCAUGGACAUAUUAUUUUGCACUCCAUGCAUCGCUACCACCCGCGCUUCCACCUCGUCCAGGCAGACGACCUGUUCAGCGUCCGCUGGAGUGUUUUUCAGACCUUCUCCUUCCCAGAGACUUCUUUCACAGCAGUCACAGCCUACCAGAACACCAAGAUCACAAAACUGAAGAUCGACCACAACCCGUUCGCAAAAGGUUUCAGGGAGGAAGGCACAAACAAGAAAAGACGUGCAAACAAGAACCCCGCCUCCCUCGAGAAACGAGCCAAGAUGUCUGACACUCUGAACCAGGACUCAGAGGAGGACAGUCCACCAGAUUUCUGCCGUUCAUCGUAUGAGGGUUAUGACGCAGAAGAAGGCGACCUCCCCAAAAGGAAAGAGGGUGACGCGGUCAAAGAGGAGCGUUACUCGCCCUGGGCUGCAGAGAGGGAGCACAGUGUGAGGACAGAGUCUCCUGCUGGAGCCGACCACAGAGACAUGUACAACACGGAGCAGCUGGUUCCUGCUCCUGCUUCCUACCAGCCGUACAGGUUCCACGAGUACGGAAAGUCUCCCUCUCCGUCCUCGAGUGUGGGCAGCAGCAGUAGCGGAUCAGUACGCAGCAGCUUUGAGUCCAGAGUUCCUGAUGUCGCCACCGUUCCCGACCACGACUCCUCAAAGCCGCGCACGCAGGAGGUUGGCCCUUCAUCUUGUGGCCCCCAGCACCUCCCGGCCCCCCAGGACUACACGGGGGUUCUCAACAUGAGCAUGACCCCGACAAAUAAACCUGGAGUGAUCAGCCACCACAUCUACAGCCCGUACGGAGCUGAGCAGUCGCUGGGCCAGUGGAAUGGCCCCGGACCCGCCCAGUACCCCCCACCUCACCACCUGACCGCCGAAUACCCCACACAGGCUGUGCAUCAUGGCUAUCACCAUGGCAACGUGGCUGAGUGGAGCCAGUACCCACUGUUCUCGUAUUCCUGCUGGUGAACAGAUGAACUGAUGAAGGGGACUGAAGCGAUGCUGCUGCAGCCAAGCGCUCACAGCUCAGAGAAUGCAUGUCCAGAAAAACAAGAGGUCGGCAAGAAGAGCAAAACAAACUGAGAAAUGAAAUCGAAGGAGCUGCCUGUUGCUGACCAGCAGGACUCAAACUCCACUUAAGCUAAAUGAAACUAAAGUGUGCUGCUCCAUAUCAACUGUUUUUUUUUUUUUUGUUGGGUUGUGUAUUUAUUUCGUGUUUCAUCUCAUCUGCAAGUGUAAAUAUUAUUUUUAUAAAGAAGAGAAUUAAACAUAAGUGUGCAAUUUAAAGUUUGUCUUCAAAAUGUGAUGUGAUCAGAAAAUAAAAACCUUAAGAGCAAUCUUAAUUGACAUUAUGUCUGAUUUGGGUAUGUACUUUUUUUGCUGUCUUUAUAACAUACUAUGUUUAUGUAGCCUAUAACU